AUGGAAACGAGGUCAAGGCCUGGAGAGAGAGAGUUCUCAAACGGUGACGUAUAUUCCGGUCAACUAAGAGGCACACUUCCUCACGGGAAAGGAAAAUACGAAUGGUCCGACGGAAUCGUAUACGAAGGCGACUGGGAAGAAGGAAAAAUCUCAGGGAAAGGGAAACUAACAUGGUCAUCCGGAGCCAAAUACGAAGGAGACUUCUCCGGAGGCUACCUCCACGGGUACGGAACCAUGACAUCCCCUGACGGAUCAGUCUACAGCGGCGCAUGGAGGAUGAACGUCCGGCACGGUCUAGGAAGAAGAGAGUACUGCAACUCCGACGCCUACGACGGGUCUUGGAAAGAAGGGUUGCAAGAUGGGAGUGGCAGUUACACUUGGGGAAACGGGAACAGGUUUAUUGGGAAUUGGAAGAAAGGGAAAAUGUCUGGGAGAGGGGUGAUGAGUUGGGGGAAUGGUGAUUUGUUCAACGGAUUUUGGUUGAAUGGUCUUAGACAUGGCUCUGGGGUUUACAAGUACGAUGAUGGAGGUUUCUAUUUUGGGAGCUGGUCUCGUGGAUUGAAAGAUGGGACCGGAGUGUUUUACCCCGCCGGGAGUAAGCAUCCGUCGUUGAAGAAAUGGCAUCGGAGUUUUGGUUAUGAUGACACAGGGAACUUUGUGCUCUCUCAUCAUGAUACGUCGAUAAACCUCGAGGAGCUUCGGAGCUCGAGGGUCAUGUCGAGGAGUCUCUCUGAGAUAAGUGGGAUGACGAGGCAUUCGGAGAGGUUUCUUGAUGAGAACUGGACGACGAGUGACCCUCCGAGGGAUUACAUGUCUCACGGCGGCGGGCCUGUGUCGAAGUCUGCGCGGUCUGUUGAGUCUGAGUGGCAUAACCGUGACAAGAACCCUAUUGUGUUUGAGAGGGAGUACAUGCAAGGGGUUUUGAUUAAGGAGAGGAUCAUGAGCUCUAUUGACAUGUCGCACAAGGCUAGUCCUUUGAACCGUCCUAAAGAGGUUACGAUUAGUGCUUGUGUGUCGUUUCUUGGAGGGAAGUGGAACUACUAUCUGAUGCUUAAUCUCCAGCUUGGUAUCAGGUAUACUGUUGGGAAAAUCACGCCGGUGCCAAGGCGGGAAGUUCGUGCUUCAGACUUUAGUGAAAGAGCGAGGAUCAUGAUGUACUUCCCUAGUGACGGUUCUCAGUACACACCUCCUCACAAGUCCAUUGAUUUCGCUUGGAAAGACUAUUGCCCUAUGGUUUUCAGGAAUCUGAGGGAGAUGUUCAAAUUAGAUGCAGCAGACUACAUGAUGUCGAUCUGUGGUGAUGAUGGUUUGAGGGAGAUCUCGUCCCCUGGGAAAAGUGGCAGUAUCUUCUACCUCUCUCACGACGACAGAUUUGUGAUAAAGACAUUGAAAAGAUCAGAGCUAAAGGUUCUACUCAGGAUGUUGCCUAGGUACUAUGAGCAUGUAGGGGACCAUGAGAAUACACUCAUAACGAAGUUUUUUGGGGUUCACAGGAUAAAACUAAAGUGGGGUAAAAAGGUACGCUUUGUGGUCAUGGGGAAUAUGUUUUGCACAGAGUUGAAGAUUCAUCGCCGCUAUGACCUUAAGGGCUCUACUCAAGGGAGGUUCACAGAAAAGAGUAAAAUCAGAGAAAAGACUACCAUGAAAGAUCUUGAUCUCGCUUAUGAGUUUCACAUGGACAAGCUUCUCCGAGAGGCUCUCUUCAAGCAGAUUUUUUUAGACACCGCCUUCUUGGAGUCUCUGCAAAUCCUUGAUUACAGUCUUCUCUUGGGAUUACAUUUUAGAGCUCCCGAACAACUUAAUGAUAUCCUGGAGGCUCCUAAUGAAAUGUCAGAUCAAGAAAGUGACAGUGUUGGUUCUGUUGAAGUCAGUGUGCCUCACGAACCAUCCAUUCCUCCGAAAGGACUGUUACUGGUGACUCACGAGCCAAACUCCGUCAACACCGCCCCUGGUCCUCACAUCAGAGGAAGCACACUACGAGCGUUCUCUGUCGGCGAGCAAGAAGUCGAUCUUAUUCUACCUGGAACCGCAAGGCUCCGGGUACAGUUGGGAGUGAACAUGCCGGCGCAAGCCCACCACAAGCUCCGUCAAGACGGGGAGGAGCCGGGGACGGUGGAGCUCUUCGAGGUGUACGAUGUGGUUGUGUACAUGGGCAUCAUCGACAUCUUGCAAGAAUACAACAUGAAGAAGAGAAUGGAGAACACUUGCAAAUCUGUGAAAUAUGAUCCCAUGACAAUCUCAGCUAUAGAGCCUAAGCUUUACUCUAAACGGUUCAAUGAUUUCCUCCUCAGGGUAUUCCCAGAAAAAGCAUAG
Molecule: messenger RNA, 2313 nt
Organism: Microthlaspi erraticum
Lineage: Eukaryota; Viridiplantae; Streptophyta; Magnoliopsida; Brassicales; Brassicaceae
Source: the annotation of a GenBank genome assembly